Molecule: messenger RNA, 1299 nt
Organism: Coniosporium apollinis CBS 100218
Lineage: Eukaryota; Fungi; Ascomycota; Dothideomycetes
Exons: 3
Coding region: 1-1299 (432 amino acids)
Source: RefSeq, a predicted model, not a curated record
AUGCUUUCAAUCUUCCUCUUCUCGCUUCUCAGCAUUGUGCCGUCCUCGACGCUCGCACAAUAUGUCAACGGCAAUGCCAUAGGAUCCUGCGCCGAUGUAGACUGUCCACUGACGGGUGAUGACACUACGCGUGCUGAAUGCCGAAUUACGGACAACGUGUAUGGGGGAAUAGGCCUGGUCUCCAUCCCUACCACUAUUAGUCAGAACGACCUUACAUGGACCAUCGCUACGCAUAUUUACGACAAUAUUGACCAAAACGACCCAGUGAAGCGCAACAUCGAGAAAGACUUCUAUCUCGGCACGCCUCCAUCGCUAGAGCUGGCAGCUGAUAGUCUCCCUUAUAAGGGCUGUGCCGUCUUUCUCUAUAACAACAGCGCGGAGUUCCCUCAGAACGAAGCAGGAACCUGUAGCGAUGUUAUCGGCGACGAGUGCAUUGGAGCUCUGUUGACCCAGGCAAAGACGAUCAUGGCCCAGCCACAGAACAAAAGUGCGUCGGUUGAGCAAGCUUGUCAGCGGCUACAGAUGGGCUUGCAGAAUACUUUUGCAGACCCAUCAAUCACUGGUGACGAGGCCCCCACGCCACCCUCACAAUCGCACAACGAAAGCAGCAACUGUCACCCCACGCUUCCUAAAACCAAUGAACUUGCCUUGGUCUACGGUUUUAACGACACAGGCACUGCGUACUCCAACUCCACCACGCACAUGUUCAACGCGGUCAAUCUCAUCCUGACCGUUUUCUUCUCUCCUAACAGCGAAGCACAAGGUGCUCUGGAAUCACCAGAUGCGCAUCUCUCAUGUCUAAAAGGCGUCUAUCUGACUAAUGCGCAACUCGAGAAUUUAUCGGGGAAUGAGAAUGCUGCUUCGGUGUCGGAGUAUAUCAACGACGAAGAGAUCGACGAUAGAGAGCUCAAGCGCCGCCACAGUUUCGAUGGUCGCUAUAGGCUAAGAGUCGAUAGCGCGGCGUUGUCGGCAGCGUUGGGCGCCCACCCUGAAGACAAUGACCUCUGGGUGACCGCACGCUCUGGAAUUCGCAACAUACUUGACCGCUUCCCACUCCAGCCGCUCUGGAAAAUUGAGGCUAGUUUGCACAUCCUCUGGUACACGUUCGCUCGAGCCGCCAGCAUUAUACCUGCAGAUCACCCAGCGCAGGACCGGCUGGCCGCAGAAGUAAUACUUGCGCGGGAGCUCGGGUCCUUGGGCUCCGACGAGCGUACUGCGGUGACGGAGGAUGGAAGGAUUUGGUCCGACCUCCCAUACCUUGUUCGGGAUCUGGAUGCGUUCUGGCAGUCCAAUCAGUAG